Juglans microcarpa x Juglans regia is the source of this 1775-nucleotide messenger RNA. Its product is annotated as flavin-containing monooxygenase FMO GS-OX-like 4. The record is from RefSeq and is a predicted model, not a curated record. The coding region runs from base 170 to 1597 and encodes 475 amino acids. The transcript is spliced from 7 exons. Gene Ontology annotation, molecular function: flavin adenine dinucleotide binding; NADP binding; N,N-dimethylaniline monooxygenase activity. NCBI's taxonomy places the organism in Eukaryota, Viridiplantae, Streptophyta, Magnoliopsida, Fagales, Juglandaceae.
UUACAAACACCUUGUCGUGUGCGACUUUGGCUGCUCGGCCGCAUGCGUAUCUGAGGCAUGGUACUCAUCACCAUCGCAUAGUACUCAUCACAAUCGCCGCGUUCCCCGCCCUGGGCAAGUGAAGUACGAGCAAACUAAUAUUUGCGACCUCGUCUUCUGUCGUACUAUAAUGCCAAUCCCGGCAGAAUCUACAGCAAUAACAAUCCAACGCCUGUCCAUCUCACCCGUGUCCAAUUCGGUCAUAUCCCGCCACGUGGCCGUGAUCGGAGCCGGAGCCGCCGGACUCGUGACGGCUCGAGAGCUCCGGCGCAAGGGACACAGCGUCGUCGUCUUCGAGCGCGGUGACCAGGUCGGCGGCACCUGGGUGUAUACUGCGAUGGUCGAGUCCGACUGUCUCGGACUCGACCCGACUCGGACUAAGGUCCACAGCAGCCUAUACGGCUCCCUCCGCACCAACCUCCCCCGCGAGGCCAUGGGCUUCAGCGACUACCCGUUCUUCUACAGAGACGACCCGGACCGAGACCCGAGACGGUUCCCGGGUCACCGAGAGGUCCUCAUGUAUCUCAAAGAUUUCGCGCGCGAGUUUCGGAUCUGUGAAUUGGUGCGGUUCGAGACAGAGGUCGUGCGCGUGAGAUUAAUGGAGGGCUCGAAAUGGAAUGUAAAAUCUAGAAAGAGAGACGAAGAUGAAGCUGGUUUUGAUGAGAUUUUUGACGCCGUUGUUGUAUGUAAUGGGCACCAUACCGAACCUCGGAUCGCCUGGAUUCCGGGUAUGAAUGAAUGGCCGGGGAAGCAAAUGCAUAGCCACAAUUAUCGUGUUCCUGAGCCUUUUCGAGAUCAAGUUGUAGUUUUGAUUGGGAGUUCAGCAAGUGCUGUUGAUAUUUCACAGGACAUAGCUGGUGUUGCCAAAGAAGUCCACAUUGCAGCGAGAACAGUUGGGGAUGAAACAUUUGGAAAACAGCCUGGCUAUGAUAACAUGUGGCUUCAUCCUAUGAUAGGAAGUGUCAGUGGAGAUGGUACUGUAUAUUUCCAAGAUGGCAGUUUUGUCCUUGCUGAUGUCAUUCUACACUGCACAGGGUACAAGUAUGAUUUUCCUUUUCUUGAGACAAAUGGCGUUGUGACUGUGGAUGACAACCGUGUGGGGCCACUGUACAAGCACGUUUUCCCACCAGCCCUGGCCCCGUGGCUUUCCUUUGUUGGAUUAACAUGGAAGGUUAUUCCAUUCCCCAUGUUUGAAUUACAAAGCAAGUGGAUAGCUGGUGUUUUGUCAAAUCAAUUGAUGCUUCCAUCACAGGAGGAGAUGAUGGAAGAUGUUGAAACUUUAUACUCGUCACUUGAAGCUGCUGGUACGCCUAAGCGAUACACUCAUUGUAUGGGUAUUAGUCAGUUCGAGUACAAUAGUUGGCUUGCGGCGCAGUGUGGAUGUCCUGGAAAUGAAGAAUGGAGGGUGCAGAUGUAUCAUGCUCAUGGCAGGAACAAACUUGCUCGAUCCAAGGCUUUCCGCGACGAAUGGGAAGAUCAUCACUUGGUUUUGCAAGCUCACGAGGACUUCAUCAAGUACACCUCCAAUGGCGUUAGUGACAAAUGUGUCUCAGAGUAAUCAGGUUUCAAGACUCCCUCAACCCCUGUAUCAUUUUCCGGGGAAAACCAAUGAUAUGUUAUUUUCUUGUACUUACCUUUGCUUAAUCAUUAUUCUGAAUGAUAAAUAUUACAAGUAUAAAUUAAGAAUAAUGAUCGUGAUCGUGAUCAACAAUAUACAUGAAGGGUGCAUUCUUCCA